Messenger RNA from Setaria italica (foxtail millet), 878 nucleotides. RefSeq lists its product as uncharacterized. NCBI's taxonomy places the organism in Eukaryota, Viridiplantae, Streptophyta, Magnoliopsida, Poales, Poaceae. The record is from RefSeq and is a predicted model, not a curated record. The coding region runs from base 1 to 732 and encodes 243 amino acids. The transcript has 2 exons.
AUGCAGGCGGCUGCCCUCCUUGGCCGAUCGCGUCCGGCUCGGAGCCCGUUCCCGUGGCUCGCCCUCCUCGACGGCACCUUCCUCAGCGUCCCGGACGGCGAGGUCCACCGCAUCCCCGCGGCGGCGCCGGGCGACUCCCACUGCCACGGCUCCGUAGGCGGCUGGCUCUUCCUCGAGCACCUCGACGCCGCCAGCGGCGUGUUCUCGCUGUCGCUGACGAAUCCCUUCUCCGAGGACGACGUCGUGCGGCUGCCCGACGCGGACGCCAUCUGGCGCCAUGAGCCGCUGGACGACCACGACGCCGCGCGACGCCCGAUCUUGCACAAGCCGCCCGUGCCAGAUGAAGAAGAUAGGAUGAAGCAUAGCCGGACCUUCUCAUUUAAUUUGAAGUGUAUGAAGCAGACAUGGCCACCGAUUCUUGCGUGCAGUGGAGACGGCUCAAUUCUUUGGGAGGCCAAGCACUCUUUGUUGGCCCCAGCUCCAAGUUCCUCCAGGCUUCUGAGUGUGGAGCUCAGCCAGAUUGCAUCUACUUCAUCUGCGACUACGAUUGGGACAUUCUUGAGCAGAUCCUCUCCGCGACUGCGGCGUGUUCGACAUGAGAAAUGGGACGGUCGCGCCUAUGUUUGCCGGAGACUACGGCGAUGCGGCCAAAAGAUGUUAGCGAAGGGCGUUCGGAAGAAAAGUUCUAUUCGGCCCGUCCGGGAUGGUUCUUCCCCUCCUGAAGCUAUGUAAUAUGCAAUGCUCAUGCCAAACAUGGCAUAUGCUUUGCUUCAUCCUCUCAACUCAAAGGUUGCGGACUCCACGUCUUCACUGCUGAACAGAAUUCCUUCCGACUGACUUCGUGUGACUGAAAUUUUCUCCGAAAUUAAAAAACUCCA